This is a messenger RNA of Staurois parvus, 939 nucleotides long. Lineage: Eukaryota; Metazoa; Chordata; Amphibia; Anura; Ranidae. The record is from the annotation of a GenBank genome assembly.
GGCACACAAUUGGAGGAACACUUCAAGAAUUUUGCCACUGGCACAAAAUGGAAACCCCUUACUGAAGAGGGCCCUAUCUUUGGGAAAGGGCAGAGCCUAGGAUAUGGAUUUGUUAAUUACAUUGAUCCAAAGGAUGCAGAAAAAGCCAUUAACACUUUAAAUGGACUCAGACUACAAACCAAAACCAUCAAGGUUUCCUAUGCCCGUCCCAGUUCCGCAUCAAUCCGUGAUGCUAACUUGUAUGUUAGCGGCCUUCCAAAAACAAUGACGCAGAAAGAGCUGGAACAGUUAUUUUCACAGUAUGGACGUAUCAUCACCUCAAGAAUUUUAGUUGAUCAAGUUACAGGUGUGUCUCGGGGAGUCGGAUUUAUCCGCUUUGACAAGAGAAUAGAGGCAGAGGAAGCCAUAAAGGGCCUGAACGGACAAAAGCCAAGUGGAGCAAGUGAACCAAUAACUGUGAAAUUUGCCAACAAUCCUAGUCAGAAAACUAGCCAAGCAUUGCUCUCCCAGCUCUAUCAGUCCCCCAACAGACGUUAUCCAGGUCCUCUUCACCACCAGGCACAGAGGUUCAGGCUGGACAAUUUGCUUAAUAUGGCCUAUGGCGUUAAGAGGUUUUCUCCAAUCACUAUUGAUGGAAUGACAAGCUUGGUUGGAAUGAACAUCCCUGGGCACACGGGUACCGGAUGGUGUAUCUUUGUUUACAACCUCUCUCCCGACUCAGAUGAGAGUGUCCUUUGGCAGCUUUUUGGCCCAUUUGGGGCAGUCAACAACGUCAAAGUCAUCCGUGAUUUUAACACCAACAAGUGCAAGGGAUUUGGCUUUGUCACAAUGACCAAUUAUGAUGAAGCAGCUAUGGCUAUCGCCAGCCUUAAUGGAUAUCGCCUGGGAGACAGAGUUCUGCAAGUUUCCUUUAAAACCAACAAAACCCACAAGUCUUGA